This is a messenger RNA of Onthophagus taurus, 744 nucleotides long. Its product is annotated as peritrophin-1-like. The record is from RefSeq and is a predicted model, not a curated record. Gene Ontology annotation, molecular function: chitin binding. Lineage: Eukaryota; Metazoa; Arthropoda; Insecta; Coleoptera; Scarabaeidae. Gene Ontology annotation, cellular component: extracellular region.
UAAGAAACGUCGAGGGUGUCAUUCAAGUUUGUUCGACAAUUUGUGAAGACUCAAUCAACAUGAAAGUUGCUUUCGUUUUAUUCGCCACCUUCGUGGCUGCUCUCCAAUACACUCAAGCCGAACCAGUCGGAACAUGCCCCAGCGACAUGAACCCAGAGAAAGUCGAUUUUUUGGUCGAUGAUGGAGAUUGCACCGUUUUCUACAAAUGCGAUUGGGGAAAAGCCGUUAAAUUCGAUUGCCCAUCUGGAUUACACUUCAACAAAGACUUGGAAGUUUGCGAUUGGCCAGAUAGAGCUGGAUGUGGUGGUAACUCUGAAGAAGGUAACUCUAACAGUGAUAGCGGCAGCAGCAGCAGCGAAAGCGAUGAAGAUGAAGAAGAAGUAGUUACUGAGACUCCAACCGAAGCAGCACCAGAACCAGAAGAAGAAGAAUCCGAUAGUUCUAGCUCCAGCUCUAGUUCUGAAAGCAAUGAAACCGGAAGCAAUGAAGGAAACAGCGGAAAAUGCCCCAACGACAAAUGCCCAGCUGUUAAUGAUGAAUACCCAGUUUAUUUUGCUCACCCUGAAACUUGCGGAAGAUUCUGCCAAUGCGACUGGGGGGUUGCCUACGAUAUGCCAUGCCCAGAUGGUCUUCACUUCAACACCGAACUUAAUGUUUGUGAUUGGCCAGCUGAUGCAGGAUGCGAUAUCUAAAUGUUUUGUAAUUGAUAUAAAGAAAUAAAAUAUACUGCAUUAUUAUAAAUUA